Molecule: messenger RNA, 411 nt
Organism: Linum tenue
Lineage: Eukaryota; Viridiplantae; Streptophyta; Magnoliopsida; Malpighiales; Linaceae
Source: the annotation of a GenBank genome assembly
AUGGCCAAAAACCAGAACUCUCUCUUGCUCCUAAGCUUACUUCUGCUGCUCGCCUCAAGUGUCCGCUUGGCGCUGUCUGAGACCGGCACUGCUAGUUUCACCAAUGCUCGUUAUUCUGAGCAAUCGUGCACGGAUAAAGCGCCCGCGAUCACGAUGUACACCGGAGUGUACGACAAGCUCUACGGCAACGGCGACAUAUGCGGGGCAAAGUACAGCGUUACUUGCAUCGGCGGGGUGGACGGCCAGUCGUCUCCCUGCCGGACGACCAACCCCGUCGAGGUGACCGUCACCGACAGCUGCUCGCCGGAGGCCGAUAACAAGCCUUGCCCUACGUUUGUGCUGUCCGCAAAAGCGUUCGGACUGAUUGCCAAUCCCCAAGCUGGGUUCGCUACCAUUACCUAUGAACGGUGA